Magnusiomyces paraingens is the source of this 1722-nucleotide messenger RNA. RefSeq lists its product as uncharacterized. NCBI's taxonomy places the organism in Eukaryota, Fungi, Ascomycota, Dipodascomycetes, Dipodascales, Dipodascaceae. Bases 1 to 1722 code for a protein of 573 amino acids. The record is from RefSeq and is a predicted model, not a curated record. The transcript has a single exon. Gene Ontology annotation, molecular function: CoA-ligase activity. Gene Ontology annotation, biological process: secondary metabolic process.
AUGUCAAAGCUCAUCAAAAGAGAAAACGGAACAAUUGUGCACAAAUCCCCAUGGGAUUUUGACGUAACAAAAAUACCAGAAAGCAAUCUUGUUGACUUCAUUUUUAGUACUCCCGGAUAUCAAGAAAAUUUGGCUGAUCCAAACCACCAGCUAUAUAUCGAUGGUACUGAUUCGACUCAUUACCUAACAGUUAAACAGCAUCAGGAUUUAGUAGGGCGCAUAGCUUAUCUUUUGAAAAACAAGUUUUCUAUCAACGUUGGUGAUACUGUGUGCUUGUUUCUUACCAACUCAAUUUAUCUUCCUUCAAUACAUCUCGGAAUUCUUUCUGCAGGUGCAGUUAUAUCGCCAGCAAACAUUGCUUACCUCCCUAAAGAACUUCAUCAUCAACUUAACAUCACAAAGGCCAAAAUAAUUAUCAGUCUUGAAAGUCUUCUUCCAAUUGCGGAAAAAGCUGUGAAUGAUUUGAGUCCAGUUGAAGUUCAAAACAUAAUUCCAUUUAAGGACUUUAUUUCUCUUAUUAAAGAUGAAAGAAUUCCUCCAAGUCCCCCUAUCAAGUUUACUGGAGAGGAAUCUCAACAUCGUCAUGCUUACUACUGUUUUUCAUCUGGCACUUCUGGAGUUCCCAAAGGAGUAAUAACCUCUCAUUACAAUAUUGUUUCAAAUAUCACCCAGCACCAAAUUUCAGUUCGUGGAAAGAUCUACAAGCCCAACAAUACCUAUUCUGCCAUUCUACCCAUGUCUCACAUUUAUGGCAUCUCUGUUUUUAUCUAUUCAAUUCCUAGCAUGUAUAAGACCAAAAUCAUUGUUUUUGAAAAAUUUCAUUUAGAAACUCUUCUUCAAAAAAUUGGUGAGCAUGGGAUUUCAUUUUUGCACGUUGUUCCGCCAAUGGCUGUUCUUUUAGCCAAGUCACCAGUUUUAGAAAAAUAUCUCUCUUCCGUGAAAAAAAAUUUAAAAGGGUUAAUUACAGGUGCAGCACCUUUGUCAAAAUCAUUAAUAGAUGAAAUUUCUGUUAGGUUGGACAAUGGCAUUGAGAUUACCCAGUCAUAUGGCUUGACUGAAACUAGUCCCACAACUACUUUUGCUUCAUAUACUGAGAGUGGUACUGAGUAUGAUGUUGAGUCAUGUGGCUGGCUUCUUCCUGGUCUCGAGGCUCGUCUUGUGGACGAGAAUGGUAAAGAUAUUGAAGACUUUGGAUUUGAAAAUCGAGGUGAAGUAUGGUUUAGAGGACCAAAUGUUAUGAAGGGUUAUCUAAGAAAUCCAGAAGCAACUAAAGAUGCCUUUGAUGAUACUGGAGAAUGGCUUCGCACAGGUGACGUUGGUGUAGUUACAAAAGAUGGGCAAUGGUAUAUUGUUGAUCGGUUCAAAGAGCUUAUAAAGUCGAAAAGCCACCAAGUAGCACCUACUGAGCUUGAAGGAAUUCUUCUCAAACAUCAUGAGGUGGCAGAUGCAGCAGUUGCAGGUAUUUAUUUGCCUGAUAAAGGGACCGAGCUUCCAAGAGCCUUUAUUGUUCCCGCUUCUAAUUCAAUUGAUCCUCUUGCUAUCAAAGCCUGGUUCGAUGAUCAAGUUGCUCGAUACAAACAACUUUGGGGGGGUGUUGUUGUUGUUGAAAAAAUUCCCAAAUCACCCUCUGGAAAAAUUUUGAGACGACUUUUGCAGCAAAGAAAAAACGACGAAGUGUUUGGUUAUCUUGCUGGAUCAAUUAAAACCUCUCAAAAGUUGUAA